Messenger RNA from Plasmodium reichenowi, 1017 nucleotides. Its product is annotated as sugar transporter, putative. The record is from RefSeq and is a predicted model, not a curated record. Gene Ontology annotation, molecular function: symporter activity. Gene Ontology annotation, cellular component: membrane. The annotation marks the transcript as partial. The transcript is spliced from 2 exons. Gene Ontology annotation, biological process: carbohydrate transport. Lineage: Eukaryota; Apicomplexa; Aconoidasida; Haemosporida; Plasmodiidae.
UUGUUCACUUGGUAUAUUUCUGUAGUAGGGUCCAUGUCGUGCAGCUUAUUGAACGGAUUGUUAGGCUCCUUUUCAGAAGGAUAUACAUAUAAAGAGAAAAAAAAAUAUAUGUUCAUAAUAACAUUUAUAUAUAGCAUAUUAUAUUUAUGUGGAAUAUUCAUAACAGUGUUAGUAUUAAUUAAUAAAGAUUAUAAAACAGAGGAAGAUUUUGUACAAAUGUCUUAUACAAAUAAUUAUAAAAUGAUUAAGAAUAUGUUUAAUAAUAGACCAUUCAUAUUAUUAGUAAUUUCUUAUUCAUUUACAUUAUUAUGUGGUGCUGUGUGUUGUAUGUUAUUACCAUAUUUCUGUAGAUACAUAAUAGAAUCCAAUUUUUUGAUAAAUUGGAGUCCCUUAUUUUUUACCACAUCGAUGAUUAUUGGUAUACCUUUUUGGAUAUAUAUAAAUAAAAUAUUGUCAAUUAAUGAAAAGAAAUAUAAAUAUAUUUUAUCAUCAGGUUUAUUAUGUAUAUCAUUAACUACUUGUUCUUUGGUAGUUCAUAAAAAUGAUGAUGUGUUGUUUCUUUUUUUUUGUAUAAUUGGAGGGCUAACAACAGGAACCUUUUUUUCCAUAUCCGAAUCUAUGAAAGGAGAUGUUAUAGAUUAUAAUGAAUUUUUAUAUGGGAUAAGAAAUUAUACUACAUGUGCAGGAAUUUUUAUGUGUAUAUCAAAUAUAAUUGCCGGUAUAGGAUUAAAAUUAUCAUUAUAUUAUAUAAAUAUAUUUAAUGAUAUAAACUCAAGAAAUGGAUAUGAUAAGAAACAAUUUGUAAGGGCCAUACGAUCAUCCUUAUGUACAUUUAUAUGUCUCACCUUUUUUGUAAUAUUGAUAACCAUGUUUUUUUACCCUAUUGACAGAUUCAACCAUAAGAAAAUAUUGCAUGGAAUUAGAAUGAGAAAAACAGGACAAUGUGUUGAAGAUCCAUUAAACCCGGGAAAAAUAUUAUUACCAUUUUGUAAAUUAAAUAAUAGCACUUUUAUUUGA